CUGAAAGGUAUCAGAAUAUAACAAAAUGAGAGGAGUGGUGGUGAUUUUAGGUUUUCUAGUCUUCAUCUCUGUAACACUGGCUUUAGAAAUAAACCAGCAUGAGAUUAAUGCACUAAACUCAAGAUUAAAACCAUCUAAUGAUUUAAUGUUCGAAGACAGGCAAGCUGCAAAGUCUCACAGAUCAGGUAUCCUCAGAAUUAUGGAGGAAAUAAUAAAAGUUAUGCAAACUGUUCUGGGGUUGGCCGAUGGACACAACAGUGUUGAUGAUGUGGUCAAAUCCGUUCAGUCCGUUUACAUCGCAAUGGAGAGCUUCGUUAAUAUCAAAGGCUUUAUAAGGGAAAUUCCCCUUAUUGGACCAACGGUAUCGUGGAUAUUAUCUCCAAUUUUGGAACUCGUGGGCUCGUUAUUGAAGAACACUCCGGUAUUUGGAGAACUGCUGAAGCAACUCGUGGUUGGGCCAACCUACCCGGCAACACCGCCGCCGCCGCCACCGCCACCACCAACGACCGAAUCAACAGGGGGAGGCAACAUAUUUGGAUGGGGC
Molecule: messenger RNA, 544 nt
Organism: Phyllotreta striolata
Lineage: Eukaryota; Metazoa; Arthropoda; Insecta; Coleoptera; Chrysomelidae
Source: the annotation of a GenBank genome assembly